GUUCAAAAAAUAUUAGUCUUCAUCAAACUAGUCAAAUAGACGUGCUUUUUAUUUUAUUUAGUUUAGUGUGCGAUGGAAAAUCACUAAACAUCAUUAUUUCAACUAUAACGAGUUUUAGUGAACCUAAUUGAUAUUUAAUUCGAGCGCUAUCGUUUGAUAUUUUACGAGUAAUUAAUAUAUUUUAAACAAGAGCGUAAAUUAGUUUUUGAUUUAAUUCGAGUUGUGAAGUUUGUUUGAGUGAUUGGGUGAUCAAAUAUUUAAACCAGACAAACAAUUUAUUGCAUUUGAUUUCGAAGAGCGAUUUCGGAUCCGCGCACGCGCCGUCGUCGCUAUCCGGUACUCUUUACUGACGCACGUCAAAAUAAAAACUAUAGAUUUAUCGAUUAACUCUGACUAGAAUAACAAGCUAAAACACUGAGUGUUCAAUGUGAAAAAAGCAAAAAAAUGUGUGAUUGUUAACAAAAAAAAUAGAGUUAAAAAAGUGCUUUAAAAAAUUACCUGUUAAAAAAUCAAGUUUAAAAAAUAUGGGUUGUGAAUUAGCAAAGUUGGCAGCUUCGGAGCGUCAUCACGAUGCUAUCAUCAACAGCCCCCCACCGGCUGGUGACCCCAGAUCACCCCUGACUCCUAAACAACAGUACUGCAUGCUGGCUUCGUGGAAAGGAAUCUUCAGACAAAUUGAGAAGACUGGCAUUUUAUUGUUUAUCAAAUUAUUCGAAGAAAACAAAGAUUUACUACAUCUAUUUGAGAACUUCGGCGAGCUCCACACGGCUGAAGCUCAGAUGAGUUCCGAGGAGUUAGCAGAACAUGCUACGAAGGUGAUGCACACCCUGGAUGAGGGGAUCAAGGGGUUGGGAGACAUUGACGCCUUCUUCGCGUAUAUCAGGCAUGUUGGAGCCACGCAUCAUCAGGUGCCUGGGUUCAAGGCUGAGAAUUUUUGGAAAAUUGAGCAGCCGUUCCUUCAAGCAGCUAAAACGACCCUCGGCGACCGAUACACGCCGAACAUCGAAAAUAUUUACAAAAAGACUAUUAAAUUCAUAUUAGAAAACUUGGUGAAGGGCUAUGAAGAAUCAGGGGUAGAAAACGGCAAAGGACAAUCUUGACAAACUUGAAAAUAUAGAUUAUUAAUAAAGUAUCAACUGUUAAUCAGUGUUUUACCUGUAGUACGGUAGACUGCACAUCAGUGGUAACUGUCAUGCACCUUAACUCAAUAGUACUAAGUACGAUUUUCCUAUAAAACUGUUACCACUGACCUGAAGUUGACUGUACCUACAUGAUAUGAGGCAAUACACAUAGUGGUGAAAAUAUUACUCCACAUUUAAAUUGAAUUAAAUAGAUAUAAGUAUUGAAUACUAUAGUUUUUGGAUAUCUGGGUUCUUUGUUAGUAAAAUUGUAAUUACCUUUUUUAAUAAAUAAUUAUAGACUACUGUAGUUAUAGAUUGAUAUGCUAGUAAGAUACGAAAUCAUAUAAUUAUUACUUUAGGUAAUCAAAUUUUAGUUACCUUUGAUAUUUGUGUGUUAGAGUUAAAACCGAAUUUCUAUUAAUAUAAUUUCUUCUUGAAUCUUCGAAUAGUUUGUUCCGAUUCAUUACAUUUCUGUCUCAUUUUUUCACAAAUCAGAUUUUGGCUAAGAUACUUAACUAAGUUUAAACGAAUUUUUCUGUCUAGAAAUAUCAUAUUUCAGUGAACAUGAGAAAAAAUAUAUUCACUUUCAUAAACACUGAACUUGGGAUCUCUGCCAAGACCUAAGUCCAAGUUUUGCCAAGUUUUAGCUCUAACUUACAGACGCCGUAAGUAUUAUUUAAGUUUUUUCUUGGUCCAAAAACGGUAUGUUAAUUUUUGCAGCUCUUUAUUAUAUUAAACUAGAUUAUUU
Messenger RNA from Helicoverpa zea (corn earworm), 1869 nucleotides. Its product is annotated as neuroglobin-like. Gene Ontology annotation, molecular function: heme binding; oxygen binding. The transcript is spliced from 4 exons. Bases 525 to 1100 code for a protein of 191 amino acids. NCBI's taxonomy places the organism in Eukaryota, Metazoa, Arthropoda, Insecta, Lepidoptera, Noctuidae. The record is from RefSeq and is a predicted model, not a curated record.